Gongylonema pulchrum is the source of this 348-nucleotide messenger RNA. The record is from the annotation of a GenBank genome assembly. NCBI's taxonomy places the organism in Eukaryota, Metazoa, Nematoda, Chromadorea, Rhabditida, Gongylonematidae.
AUGGUCGGAGCGGACCGAUGGAUCAUUCGCUUCUUCACCCGCGCCAGCAGCGUGCAUAUCAAUUUAAUAGUAGUAGCGCAUCGGACUGAAGAGAUCAACGUGGAUCUGUCGAAGGACAACAGCUUGCUCGUUGACAUAUCGGAUGCGCUUUCAGAAAGAGAUAAGGUAAAAUAUACAGUUCAUACGAGGACGACGUUGCCGGAGUUUGCAAAGGCUGAAGUGAGCGUUGUUCGAGAGCAUGAAGAAUUCAUCUGGCUACAUAACUGCUUGUCGGAAAACGAAGCUUAUGCGGGCUUCAUCAUACGGGAGAUUGAAUCAAUGAACAGGAGUUGGAAGCUAUUUAGCUGA